UUUCCUCAGAAGUAAGUUGAUAUGUAAUAUUUUAUAUCUAUCAAUUCCCUCGCUUAGUACAACAUGGAUUCCUUCCUUGAAAACCUUAAAAAAGACGUCCUAUGCUCUCUUUGUAAUGAUCGACUUACUGAACCCAAAAUCUUUUCGUGUUUCCACACAUUUUGUAAGCCUUGUAUUAAAAGGCACGCCGAGCUGAUCGAGGAAGUCAACGUCUUCAAGUGUCCAAAAUGUAAAUCAGAAACUCCUCUGCCAGAACUAAACAGCGUUGAUGAUCUAGAACCAAGUCUGCUGCACUCAAGGAUGUUGAAGGUGUUGGAGUUUGUAGAAAGUGAGAAGGUUUGUUCUGUUUCUGGGAGUCAUCCACCAGCAUCUUGGCAUUGCUUUGAGUGUAAUCGCUCGUUGUGUGACGAAUGUGAGAAGAACCAUUCAGUGUUUAUCAAAGAUCACAAAGUUGUAUCUCUUGUAGAUAUAAAAGAAGGAGACAUCAAACUGAUGAUGAGCAGAGAAACCAACUGUGUAGACCACGUUGAUAAAAUAGUAGAGUUAUUCUGUAAAGACUGUGAAGAAAUUAUCUGCUUGGAAUGCUUGAAACAUGACCAUGAAGGUCAUUCAACCAUCACUUUAUCAAAAUAUGCAAAGAGUAAAAGUGUUUUGCUGUCUGAUAAACUUGAGCACCUUAAAAUACGUAAGCAAACAAUGGAAAAGAAAUUCAAGGAUAUGCAAGAAGUAACUGAAGAAUUGAGAGAAUCUGGAGAAAAAGAAAAGCGAGAGAUAAAGAAAAAACUGGAAGAGAGUAUUAAAGAGUUGCAAAUGAAAGCGAUGGAGCUGAUAAAGCAAAUAGACGAUGAUGUUGACGAGGCUGAGAAAAUAACAGUCAAAGGUCAGUCUGUGCUCGAUCAGACACGUGGUGCCAUGGAAUACAUGAAGAAACUGAUAGAAAUAGGAACUCAAACUGACGUUAUUCAUGUCAAAGACUUGGAAUACAAUGAUAAUAUUCUCGAAGGUGAUGAACUUAUUGAAAAAAUUCGUCACUUAGAUAAAGAAUUUGAAUUUAACGAUGAAUUGAGGAAACAAGUGAAUUCUGGUCUGGGAACCUUAAGCAAAAUUGAAACAGAUCACAAGAUGAGCACCGCUGAAGUUGAAAGUGAACUUGAAGCAACAAAGAAAUCUAAGCUGACCAUAUCGAGGAAAAGCAAAACUGGAAGAACCACUGAUUAUCUAACUGAUGUUAUUGAUGUUAAAAUCAGCCCUGAAGAUAAUGUGGAAAUAAAAGAAAACUAUGUGAGAGCUGAUGGUAAACUAGAAGUGGAGUUCAUACCUAAAGUAGCUGGUCAACUGACAGCAGAGGUUCAAGUGAAUGGGAAUCAUGUAUCUAACAGUCCACUAGUGAUAAAUGUCAAGCCACAGAAGAUGGGAAUAGCAAUAGAGUUUCAGAUGAAAGAUAUAGAGAAAAAAUCUCGAGGUUAUUCUUGGAUAGCUGUAAAUAAAGAAAACACUAGAAUCGCUGUUGCAGAUGAGUCAUUGCACUGUGUUCAUGUAUUCAACACUAACGGAGAUCACUUACUGACGUAUACAAGCCUUCGUUACCCUCAAGGUAUUUCAUUUCUGAACGAAACAGAUUUAGUCAUAGCAGACUGGGGUAAUUAUAGAAUUUGUAUAGUGAACACUACGACAGGGACAUUGGUAAAGACCUUUGGUAACCAUGGUAACGGGGAUGGAGAGUUCCAAGAACCACAAGGAGUACACGUUGAUGUCGAUGGGAACAUCAUUGUGUGUGAUUUUGGUAAUCAUCGUGUUCAAGUCUUCACAAGAGACGGUGACUAUCAAUAUCAGUUUGGUUUAUCGGGUCCAUACAUCUUUUAUCCAAUUAGCGCAGUAACACAUGAUGGACGGUUUUACGUCAGUGAUUCGGUUAACUGCGUUAUUCAUGUGUUCGAGAGGGAUGGUARCGUACCGAUUAGAAUAUCGACGAUUGGUGGUAAAGGCAGUGCUGACGGUCAGCUGAGUAAACCAUGGGGCCUGGCUAUUGAUAAUGACCAUCAUCUACUGGUCUGUGAUCGUAGGAAUAAUCGCAUCCAAAAAUUCACAUUGGAUGGUCGUUUGGUUGGCAAGACUUGCGAUGACAAUUACGCUUCUCCCAAAUAUCUAACAGUUUUAAAUGAUGGUCAAUUGCUAGUUACUUCAGAGAAGAAGAUUAAUGAUGAUGAUGAUGAUGAUGGUGAUGGUGAGGAUGAUAUGUACAACAAAGGGAAGAAGAAGAAGAAGAAGAAGAAGAAGAUGAUUGCUCCAUCAAGGCAAGAUCUUCUGGUCGUGAAGUAGCAGCUUCUUAAUGGUUGAUUCUAGUUGUCUCUUGUAACGGUUGGCUGUGGAUGGCAAUGUAUGACACCAAUAAGAAAAGUACUGCCCAAUGUGAAAAAUGGCAAACUUCUGUAUUAUCAUAAUAUUAUCCUCUUUUACUCCGACGAAGGACUAGCGUCCGAAACGUCAUGUUCUACAAAGUAUAUAAGCUGAGCUGAUUUUAACAAGAAAAGCCACUAAAAAGAUGCUAAUAACAGUUACACUUUCAAAAUCUACUGGAAAGAUUUGACCAGAGAAGUUCCAAUAUUCUGGCUGCACAUUGUUCCAAUACAGGCCACUAUUUAAAGCCUGUGUAUCACAUGACUUAUGUAAAAAGGUGUUUGUGAGUAACGUAAGAAGGGUGGCUGGGGAUUGAAAGGGGAUAAAAUCCCAAAUCACAACAAUUAUAACUGGUUAGUCAGGGGUUCUACCUUCUUUCCAUCUGUUUCAUCUUUUUCACUUUUCUUUUUCUCUUCCUGGUAAGAAAAAUUGAACCAAGACCAAUAAGUAAAUCACAUGAAUUAUUUGAAUGGCUGCACAAUUAGCACUUUAUUAUUAU
Molecule: messenger RNA, 2896 nt
Organism: Actinia tenebrosa (Australian red waratah sea anemone)
Lineage: Eukaryota; Metazoa; Cnidaria; Anthozoa; Actiniaria; Actiniidae
Molecular function (GO): zinc ion binding; protein binding
Source: RefSeq, a predicted model, not a curated record